AUGUCAGAUACAUCAUUGGGCAGAAAGAACAAAUACUAUGAUUAAUCAGAUUAAAAUCCAGAAUUAAUGGAUACAUCAAAAUUUUAAUAAGUAUCAUAAAUAAAUAAUAUGGUAAGGAAAAACAACAGUAAUAAAACUAAGAUCAAUCAUCAUAUAGACCUUAGAUAUAAAGCUAAAAUCUAGGAUAUCAAUAAUAGAUUGAAUAAAAAUGGAAUGAUAGAGCAACUCCUUAUACUUUUACAGUUUCAAAUAUGCCAAAAGUAAACGAUACAAUUUAUAUUAGAUAAGUUGUUUUAAUCAUUAAGGAUAAACAUUUACAAAUUUUUGUAAAUGUAGAGAAUGUUUUUUGCCUUUAUGUCCAGAGUGUGUAAAAGAACAUGUAUAUGAGCAUUCAGAGUUUAAAUCUUAUCCAAAACUAGAAUGUUUAGAAAAUAUAUUGAAUGAUGUUCACAAAGAAGUUUGUUAAUAAGGUAUAAUAUAAUAAGGAAUAAAUAAAGUAAAUUAAUUAGUAUUUGCUCAAACAGAUAUCUCAAAUUCAAUAUCUUAAGCAUAUCUCUAUAUAUAAGAAACAGUUUAAAAAUUAAAAGAAGCUAAACAAAGGAUUUUAAAUAUAGUAGAAUAGUAUUUUCAUGCAUUAGAGAUUGAGUUAGAAAAUUAAUAAAAUAAGAACUAUGAUAAUUUUUAUAACGAUGGAAAUUCUUUUAAUGAUGUAUUAAAUGCUAGAUUGGCAUCUCAUGUAAAUUUCUUAGAAAAAUUAAAAUAACCAGAUUGUAUGUAUUCAUUGUUACCAUAUUUAUUGUCAACAACUAAAGAAGAUAAUGAAUUAUAUCUUAAAACAGCUUAAUAAUUUUCAUCUAGAUUUAAAGAGGCUUCAUCAUUGAUCACUUUUGAUUCUAUAAAAUCGUAAAUUAUUUAUGAGAUAUAAUGUUAGUUCUUAGCUUAGUGCAUAAAUUGCAUAAAUAGUAAAUGUUUUCCAUAAAGAUUUACCAGAAUUUCUUGAUAUUCAUAAAUUAGCAUCUCCAGAAAUCAUUUAGACUAAAGUUUUAAAUGUUAAAUCAUAAAAUCUUCAAGUGUCUUAAAUAAAUCCUUAUUAGAAUUCUAAAAUUUAAUAAAAUAUUGUAAUCCCAGAAAAAAUAGAACCUUUAAUUAAAUAACAAUUACCAAAAUUAGAAUAAUCUUAUGGUUAUUAAUAAUAAUAAAAAGUUCCUUUAUAAUAGGUUCCAAAUUAAUAAAUUCAAAAUUCAUUGUUUAACACUAGCUAUACAUAAUAAGGAUAUGGAUAAUAAAAUUAUAGACAAUAAUAACCAUUCUAAUAAGCUUAGUUAAAUCAAAUCAAUAAAUUUCAAGGCUAUCCUUAAACCCCUUAAACUUAACCUUUUGUUUAACCAAACUAUUAAAAUUUUAACCCAUAGUUUUCUAACCAAGGAUAUUAAUCCUUAAGGUAUUAUUGA
This is a messenger RNA of Paramecium sonneborni, 1451 nucleotides long. The record is from the annotation of a GenBank genome assembly. Lineage: Eukaryota; Ciliophora; Oligohymenophorea; Peniculida; Parameciidae.